AUGCUUGGUGAUCUUGCAAACAAACUAUUCAAUAUUCCACCUAAGUAUGUUGAUGACAAGGAGUACUGUCCUCCCAAGUAUGAAGUGCCAGUGGAUAAUGAAGGUUAUCUGGCAUCAUUCUCAAUAGAUCAGAUACAUGAGUAUCGACAGUUCUUCAAUGAUUAUGGAUUCGUUAUAAUCAGAGAUGUAUUGGAUUUGGAAUCAUGCCAGUCUACUAUUGAUGAUAUUUGGAGGUAUAUUGAGAAUGAUGAAUGGUUAUAUUAUCCUCCAAUGUCAAAGGAUUUGUGUAAUAGGACAAAGAGGAAUGAUCCCAGCACAUGGAAACACUGGCCAUCAAUGGCCUACGCUGGUAUAGUUGGAGGUCCAAGUGUAUUCACAAAGCAAUCAGUGGAUAAUCGUGCCAACAACAAUAUAUAUCAAGUAUAUAGUCAACUACUUGAUAGGAAGGAUCUAUUCAUCAAUCAUGAUCGUUAUGGAUUCUUCCGUCCUACCAUCAACAUCCUGGAAUCAUUCCCAAGGAUGUCUCCCCAGCACACCGAGAUCAACUUUGCCCUGAACGAUAACCAACCAACAAUACCCGAUAUGAGGGUGUGGAAGACUGAGCUCAAUUUGCACUUGGAUAUGAAUCCAUUCGCAUAUAUUGAGGAGACAAAUGAUGCCACGAGACAGAGGGUGAUCGAUCAGUUGGAGUAUGAUAAUACAAAGUCAGCUGACUUUAUUAUUGAGAAUAAUGAGGUUGGUAUCAAAUCAUUGAAUGAGUUACACAUUCAAGGUUUGAUCAACUUGGCCGACAACAAAGAUGAAGAUGGUGGAUUCAUUGUUGUACCAGGCUUUCCACGUCAUCUUGAGGAGUGGACAUUAAAGAACAAGACAUUGAGGACCAACAUUGGUACAAAGGAGAGGUUCGUACUUAUCCCUGUUUCCAACUCAUUAUAUAAUAAUGCUGUUAGGGUAACAGCUAGAGCUGGUAGUUUGGUAUUAUGGAACCAAAAGAUGGCUCAUGGAAGUGUUGCAAACAAUAGUCCAAGACCAAGACUGGCACAGUUCAUCAAGAUGACUCCAUGUUCAUAUCUUACACGUGACAAGAUGGAAUUGAGAACCAACAGAAUCAACCAAUGUCUAGAUAGUAUCACUGGACUUGACAAGCAAUCAUACAACUUGUAUACAUUGUUGAACAAUGGACUUAACAACAACAAUGUUGAUGAUGGAAUCAAACCUACAUUCUUGUUGGUCGGUUGUACAGUUGAUAACAACAACACAACAUUAGUGAUCACUGCACUAAAGACAGACAAUGACAACAGCAACAACAACAGACAUUUGAUCUCCUCGACACUACCCGCUGGUGAUGUUGGUGUAAUUGGUGCAGUGCGUCUUGUUGACUCACUUGAUGAUGCGUCAACUAUCACUGCCGCUACACUCAAUGAGAUGGUGGCUGUUGCCAAACUAUUCCAACCAACAAAGAUAUCAGUUGUGGCAUUGGCUUCAUUGGAUACAGAGAAACAACAAUUGAAUAUACGAUUCUAUAAUGCAUCGUCACGACAAGCACUUGACUCAUCGACAGUUCAAGAGAUUGGUACACAAUCAAUGAUCAACAAACUCAAGCAAUCAUUCACAAUGGUCCGUGUCGUUGCGCCACGCAUCGACAACACAUCAGCACAGCUACUCAAGACAGACAACCAACAUCGAGCAGACUCUGUAUACCUUCAUCACAAGCAGGACAAUGUGGUGUUCACUUCUUCGACCUCGGGUGAUCAAGCCAGCGAGUCAUCAUGGAGAAAGCUGCAAGAGUCCACAACAACAGCAACAAAGAAGACAACGCCUCUGCUUGAUAACAUAAUACAACUACAUCUAAUGUUCAAGAUUAGCAACAAUGUGGCAGACAUCACUAAGCUGAUGGCACCAUGCCUCACUAUCUCAUCGUCGGCGACAUCCCAGCAACAAGAAGUCUACGAGGUCAGCGCACUGGCACUAAUCAGGAGCGACGCAACGCUUACCCAAUCGCUAAAGACAAUGAUUCAAGCGGUUGUCAGCCAGCUUGAUGCGCCGAACCAGCGCCCCCUGCACUACCAGCUGCCCAUCAUACCUCUUCCAAUCACCUGUCUUUUUGGCCUCGACAAGCAGGGCGCUGUCAACGAUGACCUGUCCAAAAAGACACGUGAAUCUUAUCAUCAUCUUUUGUUCCUGCCUAUGAACCGGCCACUGCUGCGAUCAUUCGCCGCCAAGACCUUUGAUGGAUCAAAACAGUCCGCGUCCACUGGUACAUGGACACCUCACAUCAAGGACAUCCACAAGCAGCUAUCCCUCGACUCAACCAUCGGUGGCACUGUCUCACUAGUCAAAGGCUCCUACGACUACUACCAUUACAAGCAGGAUCAUACCAAUGAUGAUGGAUGGGGAUGUGCAUACAGAUCAAUGCAAACGAUAUGCUCUUGGCUCAAGUAUCAAGACGUGACACAGAAGGGAGUACCAACUCAUCAUGAGAUCCAAAAGAUAUUAGUUGACAUGAAGGAUAAGAAGGCAUCAUUCUACAAGUCUGCUCAAUGGAUUGGCGCAUUCGAGAUCACUCUUUGUCUCCAACAACUCUAUAAUAUUGAUUGUAAGAUCAUCAAUGUAACAUCUGGAGCCGAGGUUAUAUUCAAGACUAGAGAGUUGGCACGCCACUUUGAUAGGGAUGGCAGUCCAGUGAUGAUUGGUGGAGGCGUGUUGGCUUAUACUUUGUUGGGAGUCGACUUUAAUCCAGAGACUGGAGACUCUCGCUACCUUAUACUCGAUCCACAUUACACUGGUGAUGCCACCGAUGUCAAGACCAUCAAGGAGAAGGGAUGGUGUGGAUGGAAGUCGGCCGAUCUAUUCAGGAAGGAUGCAUUCUACAACUUCUGUCUUCCACAAGUGCCCGACGAAAUUUGA
Molecule: messenger RNA, 2907 nt
Organism: Acytostelium subglobosum LB1
Lineage: Eukaryota; Evosea; Eumycetozoa; Acytosteliales; Acytosteliaceae
Exons: 8
Coding region: 1-2907 (968 amino acids)
Source: RefSeq, a predicted model, not a curated record